Aspergillus wentii DTO 134E9 is the source of this 2892-nucleotide messenger RNA. RefSeq lists its product as uncharacterized. The record is from RefSeq and is a predicted model, not a curated record. The transcript has 2 exons. NCBI's taxonomy places the organism in Eukaryota, Fungi, Ascomycota, Eurotiomycetes, Eurotiales, Aspergillaceae. The coding region runs from base 62 to 2788 and encodes 908 amino acids.
CAGGCCUUGAGCGACAGCGAGAGUGCAACAGCUGAUAUUCUGCCUCCCAGCAUUUGCUGUGAUGGAUCUACAACCCCCGUCGGUGUUGGCUCAAUUGCCUCGCCCUCUCCAUGCCUCCACCGGCAAAACUCACAUCGGUGAGGUGUAUAGUCUGGCCGACUCGAAAAAGCGGAAGAGAUAUGAAGUGGCUGUCGCAGUCGAUGGAGAAGCUGUGAACAUUUAUAAUGUGCAAACUCCAAAGUUGGUGACUUCCUACGCUGUCCCACCGCAAUCGUCCUUCUCUUGUCGGCCAUGCGCAGUGCGCAGAAAACUUCCGAACAAGUCGUCGGUAAAGAGACAGACCUACGGAGCUGUGAGCCGUCCUGAACAGCAGGUCAAGUGUUUCGUCGAGGAGACAGGUGGAAACGAAUCAACUGCGCCCGUUAUUUCUUCGUCAUCUUUCUCUGUGAAAGACUCGAGCAGCCCCACGAUCUUUGUCGGCAUUGUUCCAACAGAUGCAGGAGAGGAGGAUGAGAAGGAUCCAUUCGACAUUCUUUCCGUUCACCAGGAUGGACGUGUACGGAGACUGACGCCUGACCUCAAGAGCCAGCGAUGGAGCAUUCAGCACAGCGAGAUUGCCAAAGUUUGCUCGACCCACGAAGUGCACACAUGCUUCCUUGUAGAGUUUGAAGAUGCGAAGAAAUCGCUGUUCAAGAGAAGACAGGAUCUGGCAGCUCUCGCUCUCGGGGACUUGACAGCUUCUGGAGCCAAUGAGCCCUCUAUCUUGCUGCUUGUUUCGCAUCCAGUUGGCACUGAACAAAUCAGCUUGAAGGACGUGAAAGUCCAAAUGUUCUCCGUUCCAGCACAGUCUAAAGAUGGUCGGAACGUUGAGGAAAGCCAGCGUUUGAGACAUCUAUCGACAAUUGAUAUUCCCGACGUUGACGGUCCAAAAACAUUCACCAGCCAUGGUCUUCAAUGGAACUUCCACUCUGGAUCAGCAGGAUUGAACCUUUCAUUCGAACAGGGGUUCAUCAAUUUCGAUCUUUCCCAAUACACGCCCAGUGUCACUUCGAAAUUUAUCCUUGAGGACGAGAGCUUCUCUUCCAUCAUGCGCAUCUCUCCCCAAUCCGUGAUUGGUGCCGGAAAGUCCCUCGUCGCACUUUACGAUACGCAAUACCAAUCAGUUCAGCGCAGCAUCUCAGUUGAGGAUGUCCCAUCUGCUGGAUCAUCUGGACAGACGGUCUUCAUCAGCUACUUUGCAAAACUGGGCAUCGCGGUAGCGACAAAAGGAAGCACCCUAUUCUCGUUUGAUCUGAGUGCGUCUCACAGCACCCCUGGUUCAUCACUUAAGAGACCCAGAGACGGUCUUUUGAUUGAUGCCAUUGGGCGCGGUAUUGGAUCUUCUGCUGCUCAGUGGGAUGCAGGCUCGAAGAAGAAUCGCACUGAACAUAUGGCAUCAUUGGGCCUCACUUCACCGGAGCAAGUUAAUAAAUGGAACCAGCUGACAAAUGACCUGGAUGGAUUCACCAAGAGCAAAGAUGUUGAUGGAUUUGAUUCUGCAGUGCAAAACUAUUUCGGCACUGGUGAAUCCAAGACUUUGCCUAAAACUGGAAGCCAGGUCAAUCCGGAAAUGAUUCUGUUUGUACUUUCGAAAAUCUUCUCCCUGAAGGAGACCCAGAACAACGACAAUCUCUCGGCGUCCUCGUCCCUCCAACUUGCCAUUGAAUUGUGGCCCAAAAUCACCUGCGACUGGCUCAUUAGGCUAGGGCAGUUAAAUAUGAGCAAUGUCGAGAUUGCCAUGCGACGAUCGUUCAAACCUCGCAUUCUGCCAUCUUUGCCAACAGGCUCUUUCACCCAGGCCUUCCUCAAUGCCAACUCCUCCCGAUGCCUCAUCCAAGUGGUUCGGAGUCAAAGCAUGAUGAACCCGGACGAACUGGCCUACGCGCUCAGGACUUUCUUGAACAUGGCGCGCUCCCACUCUGUGACACUGGAAGAGACAGCCAAAACUCUGACCGAUGGAUCGCACGAGAGUAACAACGACAACAAGCAAGUCUCCAGCACAGAGGCAAGCCUGAAGGAGAUCUUCCAGGGUCUGAACACCACCCUCAAGAAAAUCAACGCCCACCCCCUCCCUACCAUCAUCCAAUCCAUUCGUUCUGCCCUCUCCCAAAACGAACUCAUCUCCUUGGUCCACCACCUCCGUCUCUCCCUCGCAACAGGUGGCUACACCUCCCGCUUCACCGAAAACCCACCCACCCCCGUCACCCCCGAACAAACCUCCCCUCCCCUCCCCCUCGACACCAUCACCAACCUUCUGACCGCCUCCGUCGACGCCAUCGGCCCCUCGGGCUGGAUCUCCGCCGCCGGCGUCGACGAUCCCUCAACCAGAGAAAUCGACCUCAUCGCCGACAUGAAGUCUGAAAUCUCCGCCGCCCUCGCCGGCGUCGAAGAGGCCACUUACCUCAAGGGUAUCCUCCGCGAAUACCUCCGCUUCACCGACACCGUCGCCGCCUCCUCCAACAACGCCAGCAAAUCAACAGAGACCGACCAGUCCUCGGCACUGGUGCGACACGAGAAGCUCAACGGCGCAGACCUGAUCGUGUACACCCCCGCAGAGAGAGAAGACGGCGAUGAGGGCGACGCUACCGGCAAGCUGCUCCCAUUGUCGCUCAAGGCGGCUUCCGCAGACGUCAGCAAGACCAAGGUCAAAAAAUCCACCGGCGAAGUCAAGUCGAGGAGUAGUCGUGAAAUGGGAUACUUGCGACGGAAGGCUGGCGGCAAGUAUUCGUUUGAGAGGCUUAUUGUAUAGAUAUACUAUUAUUAAAAGUAGAAUGAUGCUUUUUCAUACAUAUACUUGAUUUUUUAUGCAGCACGAACGGCAUUUGGUUAUCAAAAAAUCUAAAUUUUAUUCUG